This is a messenger RNA of Dermacentor silvarum, 3324 nucleotides long. RefSeq lists its product as uncharacterized. Bases 20 to 3190 code for a protein of 1056 amino acids. NCBI's taxonomy places the organism in Eukaryota, Metazoa, Arthropoda, Arachnida, Ixodida, Ixodidae. The transcript has 2 exons. The record is from RefSeq and is a predicted model, not a curated record.
GGUCGACUCAAACCCGAAUAUGCGACCAAGGCACCUCGUCAAUGAGAUACGGUCAGUCUCGAGCGCUGUCACAACAGACCCAAAAGUGCAAACGACGAACACUCUUGGUCGGCUUGAACGCCGUUUUGAGUUGUUAGAAGGAAUCCCAGUCAGAGUGCAGCAAUCGUUCAACUCUGGAAGAGAGACGAACACGGUCGCGGAAAACUUCGCAGUAGAGCAUAGUUCCGGAAUAAGUGUUAGUUCCGCUGACAAUCUAGUCUCCGACUACUCAUUCGAAGGAGCACGUUCGCGGGCUUACAACGACGUUUUCUUGAAACCAGAGUCGAAGAACACAAGAGUCGUAAGACUUUUUGAUUUGAGGGGCACUCUCUCUAUGAUCAAGAGAACUCGCAGGAAUGUCGCCGAGGAACUGCUCAUCAUCAGCGGAGUUCCAGCGUGGUGGAAUGGAGACAGCCUGUCCAACUUCGACUCGACACGCAAAGCACGCGACGACUUCGCACUCGAAGGACUUCCAUCACAGUCAAUGGAACCUCCCCAAUGGGUAGAUGUCAGUAGGGAUGUGGCUGGAGGCAUGGUUGUUUCCAUGAGUGAUCGAGGGGUCACUACUGGACCUACCAAUGCCUUGUUCGAGGAAAACUUGAUCCCUCCUUUUCCGGAAGGGGAAUACCAGGAUGACAUUGGUCUACUGUUUGACCUUGUCCAGGCUUCAUCAUACAGUGGUGAAACAGGAAGCCAAGUUCUUCCUGAUUUACUUCCGUUGGAAUGUCCGAGAGUCGGAUAUCACGCAGCUGCAGACUUGACAUUUACAGUUCCCGGUGGCACCCACGGUUGUCACCAGCCACCUGAGCUCGAAGCACCGUUGUACCAUAUGCAGACAUUAGUAGCCGACUCCAGGUGCCUGCUGGAAAUCUUCGACUACCCCAAGAGCUUGUCACCGAAUCUUCUGAACAAUGAGGCGACGGUGGCGACCUCCCAUCCGAUAGGUGAACUUACUCCACUGCAAGUCGAAAGGGAUUGCUUCGGCCACAACCCGGAACCCACGGUCCCUGAUGGUGACGCAUGGAUGGAAUCUGACGACGAGGCUGACGGAAUGUCCUCUUGCGAAGGAGGUCGAGAGGUUCUGACCUCUGCCCCGACUGUCCCCACGAAGCGUAUGAAUAAUACGAAGAAUGUGCCAAAUUCUGCGACGGACAAUACUAUGACUCCAUCCGGUGAAUUUGCAUUCAGGAGUAACUCUACAUACGGCGCGAAACCCUCACCUGUUCCUCAAUUCGCCCUGUCAAGGGUCGACUCUGACGAUCAGCACUUCAACAUCAAGUUCACCGAUCCCGAAGGGGCUCGGUGGGACACUUCAAGCUCCCUCACUGUUGCGUUGUCACGGAUGGACAACACAACUGCACUUGCCAGCACAGGUCCAUGCUCGGAGUGCUACGAUCUAAAGGCCGAGAUCCACGUAUCCUCUGCAUAUUCACAGACGAAGACCGAAGCCAGCUCUCAAGUGGAAGAAGGAAAAGAAGCGCUCGCGCUCUCCCAAUCAGCAGGAAAGAGUGACUCAUCAGGUUCUGUCUUCAAAACGCAGAACAGUGAGGAAAGUGACUCGGUGCCUUACACGCAGCGAUGCCUCAGUGACGUGGAAGAUCAAGACCGCAGUUUUUACGAAGACGGGAACGCGGUGUCCGACGCGCUUCAUUCGACUCACGACAAGAGAGGCUUGCCAGAACCGGCCGGAGGUUUCGAGCCCGAAGACGAACGGCGAGGCCAGUGCUACGGUCUGGCUACUUCCACAAGCGCGGAAAUCGAACAACGACGGAACCAGAAUCGACUGUUGAGGCAAAACUGUGCUCUGCGCCCGAGCACGCCUCCAGUACGCGUUGAUCGUCCAACGGGCUCUGCGUCGAGCUGCAGCCCUUCGACAGAUGAAGAGAGCGUCUUCAUAUACGAUAGCGAAGACGACAGCGAAGACGACAAUAGUUCGCGCACUCUGCAUACAACCAGCGAGUCGGAGUCGUUUGAGUCCGAAGACGACCUGCUGCCCUGCUAUUACAGUUACCCCGAUGGCUCGUCGUCUUCGGGCGUUUCGUGGGCUUCGAGUCCGUUUGACGGAUUGACCGAGUACAGUCGCCGUCAAAUGGCACACGCUGAAGACGCGGAGUCGAAUAACGGACUGUUCACUCCCAUCGACUCAGCAGCGUCGUCAUUGUGCAGAAAGAGGAAAGGGAAUUUUCCGCCAGGAGAACGUUCGGAAUCGCCAACAGAGGACCCCUUGGCGGAAAUCAAGAAGCCUCGCGUUUUCCAGCUGGAAAGUGCGGGACGUCCCAGUCUGCGCACGGAAGGGGAGUCAGACGACGUUUGGAUCGCAAGACACGCUACAGCGGAAGCUGAAGACACCAGUAGUGCAGUAACGUCCGUGGACAACGGUACUUUUCACAGAGCAGUACUGUCACUGCACAGCUAUUGUAAGCGUAGCUCAAACAGCUCAAGUAGCCUCCCUCGCGAAGAAGGCCAAGACGAGCGAUCCCCUAGAUGCUCGAGUGAUGAUGGCGAUGCGAUGGAAAGACCACCAGUGGAGCCUGAAACGGACGUCGGCUGCUUUGAGUCGGGGACCUGUGAAGGGUCGACCUGCCCUGGCACUCCUAGCGAGGCAGUGGCAAAACUAGUGGACUAUCCUCAACUGACUCCACCUGAAGAGGGUAGCGGCGAUAACACUCCACCUGGGCAAUACCCACACGAGGAAUCGCAAGGGCGUCCUCUCGCGGACGAACGGGAGAACAAUGAAACGCCCCGUAAGCGCAGUGAAGCCGGGGCAGGGGCCUACAUGAAGGUCAUGGAAGUAUAUUUCGACGAGAACUCCAGACGCUUCCUGGUCGUCCCGACGUCUCAGGAAUGUCUCAUGUCCGAGAACAGCGAGAACAUCCCGCCUGAAGAAGAUUCCAAAACCAAGUCGGCACCAGCGGGAAGUAGCAGUUGUGAACCGCAAGCCGAACUGUGCAAGAUUCAAGCCUUGAACGAGGAAGAGGCGUCUUGCAAAAGCGUCGCUUCGGGCGUCGCGUGCACGUCCGAUGAAAAAAGGAAGAAUCCGGGGGAGGCCAAGUGUGAAGGUCCAAGAAAGAAGAUCCGCAGAAUCGGACUCCCCAAGGGCUACAAGGGUCGAGCUUUGCAUCCCAACUGGAAAUCAAAUGUCGACGAGUGAUGCGACCAAGUUGUCAUUUCCAGUUAUUUUACAACAUCAAUUUCAUUGUUCACUUUGUUCCGUCCACAAGUGGUUCCUUUUGCAAUGUAUUCCGUUAAAUAAACACUGUUUUCUGUGUUCCGACAUGAGGUACA